AACGUGAUACUGACUGAGUUAAAAAAAAAUAAAACUAAAAAAUAAAACUUAAGUGGAGCGAAUUAAAAGCCACAACGCAUGAGAGUGCAUUUAACGGGCUGCAAAUCAUUCCGGGCCAAUAAACAACCGAGCUUAUUAGAAUACGGGCCAAAAUACAACAUUCGCAGCUAAUAGUUUUGUAAUUUGCUGACUAGAGAGUCGUCGUCGUCGUCGUCUGGUAUAACCACAAAAAAAUUUUCUCUGCAUUUCGAGCCCCAAUUUUGUGCGACAACGAGAACUUACAUACUUCGAGUAAACGGAGAGCGGUGCUAACUUACGGUACAUCGGAGUGGCAAAAACAGUGAACAGUGUUUCGGUGGCAUCGUCAUCAGUGCUUUAUUUGCUUUUUUCUGUAUGGUUCAGUUUUAAUUGCAUUACAUUUUGAACACUGAGUAACAAAAUUACAACUACAUUAGCAUUAACAUUGCUGAUUAAGCAGUUGAUAUAAUAUUGUGUUGUGGAGUGUAGUAGUGAUUGGAAAGAAGAAGCAGCAGAAAAAUUACUUCAUUUGCAGAAAAUGUCGGCGGAACGCGAAAUACCCGCUGAGGACAGCAUCAAAGUCGUUUGUCGUUUUCGGCCGCUGAAUGACAGCGAGGAAAGGGCCGGCUCAAAGUUUGUUGUCAAAUUUCCAAACAAUGUGGAGGAGAAUUGCAUAUCCAUAGCGGGCAAGGUCUAUCUGUUCGACAAAGUCUUCAAGCCGAAUGCGUCGCAGGAGAAAGUGUAUAAUGAGGCAGCCAAGUCCAUUGUCACGGAUGUCCUGGCCGGCUACAAUGGAACGAUAUUCGCCUAUGGUCAGACAUCCUCCGGAAAGACGCACACAAUGGAGGGCGUCAUUGGCGAUUCGGUGAAGCAGGGCAUAAUUCCACGUAUUGUGAAUGACAUUUUCAAUCACAUUUAUGCGAUGGAAGAAAAUCUAGAGUUUCACAUUAAGGUUUCGUACUAUGAAAUCUAUAUGGAUAAGAUCAGAGAUUUACUGGAUGUGUCCAAAGUGAAUCUGAGCGUACAUGAAGAUAAGAAUCGGGUGCCCUAUGUCAAGGGUGCCACAGAACGCUUCGUCUCCUCUCCCGAGGAUGUCUUUGAAGUGAUCGAGGAGGGAAAAUCCAAUCGUCACAUUGCGGUGACAAACAUGAACGAGCACUCGUCACGUUCGCAUUCGGUGUUCCUCAUCAAUGUGAAGCAGGAGAAUCUGGAGAAUCAAAAGAAACUGUCCGGUAAACUGUAUUUGGUGGAUUUGGCCGGUUCCGAGAAAGUAUCCAAAACAGGUGCAGAGGGCACGGUGCUCGAUGAAGCGAAGAACAUCAACAAGUCGCUGUCUGCGCUGGGUAAUGUCAUCUCGGCCUUGGCUGAUGGCAACAAAACGCACAUACCCUAUCGUGACUCGAAACUGACGCGUAUCCUGCAGGAAUCGCUUGGUGGUAAUGCACGCACAACGAUUGUCAUCUGCUGUUCUCCGGCCAGUUUCAAUGAGUCGGAGACAAAGUCUACGCUCGACUUUGGUCGACGCGCCAAGACAGUGAAGAACGUUGUCUGCGUCAACGAAGAGCUCACUGCUGAGGAGUGGAAGCGUCGCUACGAAAAGGAGAAGGAGAAGAACGCUCGACUCAAGGGCAAGGUGGAGAAGCUGGAACUGGAGCUAGCGCGUUGGCGUGCGGGCGAAACAGUCAAAGCUGAGGAGCAAAUCAACAUGGAGGAUCUCAUGGAGGCCAGCACGCCUAAUCUCGAAGUGGAGGCAGCCGCCCAGGCUGCUGGUGCCGCACAAGCGGCGGCAGCUCAGCGCACGGCCAUUGCCAAUAUGUCCGCAUCGGUGGCUGCUGACGAACGUGCUCGUCUGGCCACAGAAUGCGAGCGUCUGUAUCAGCAACUGGACGAUAAGGAUGAGGAGAUCAACCAGCAGAGCCAAUAUGCUGAGCAAUUGAAGGAACAGGUCAUGGAGCAGGAGGAGUUGAUUGCAAAUGCACGACGUGAAUACGAAGCACUGCAAUCCGAAAUGGCGCGCAUUCAACAGGAGAACGAGUCGGCCAAGGAGGAGGUCAAGGAAGUGCUGCAGGCACUCGAGGAGUUGGCUGUCAACUAUGAUCAAAAGUCACAGGAGAUUGACAACAAGAACAAGGACAUCGAUGCCCUUAACGAAGAGCUGCAGCAGAACAAAACGCAGUUCAAUUCCACGUCGACGGAGCUCCAACAGCUGAAGGACAUGUCGACGCAUCAGAAGAAACGAAUCACCGAAAUGUUAACCAAUUUGCUGCGCGAUCUGGGUGAAGUUGGCCAGGCCAUAGCGCCCGGCGAUUCCGCAAUCGAUCUCAAGAUGAGUGCCUUGGCUGGCACCGAUGCCGCCAAAGUGGAGGAGGACUUCACCAUGGCUCGUCUGUACAUCAGCAAGAUGAAAACAGAAGCGAAGAACAUUGCACAGCGCUGUGCCAACAUGGAGACACAGCAAGUGGACUCGAACAAAAAGAUCUCCGAGUAUGAGAAGGAUCUGGGCGAGUACCGUCUGCUCAUCUCGCAGCACGAGGCACGCAUGAAGUCUUUGCAGGAGUCGAUGCGCGAGGCUGAGAACAAGAAACGUAAUCUGGAGGAACAGAUCGAUUCGCUGCGCGAGGAAUGCGCUAAGCUUAAGGCUGCCGAGCAUGUGUCUGCCGUCAAUGCCGAGGAGAAGCAACGCGCCGAAGAAUUGCGUUCCAUGUUCGACUCGCAAAUGGAUGAGCUGCGCGAGGCGCACACUAAGCAGGUGUCGGAGCUGCGCGACGAGAUCGUGGCCAAGCAGCAUGAGAUGAAUGAGAUGAAGGAUGUGCACCAGAAGCUGUUGCUGGCGCAUCAGCAGAUGACGGUCGACUACGAUAAGCUGAAGCAAGAGGAGGCUGAAAAAUCGAACAAACUGCAGGACAUCAUUCUAACCAACGAGAGACGCGAACAGGCACGCAAGGACCUCAAGGGUCUCGAGGAUACUGUCGCCAAGGAACUGCAAACGCUGCACAAUCUGCGCAAACUCUUUGUACAGGAUCUGCAGCAACGCAUUCGCAAGAAUGUGGUGAACGAGGAGAGCGAGGAGGAUGGCGGUUCUCUGGCGCAAAAGCAAAAGAUUUCCUUCCUGGAGAACAAUCUCGAUCAGUUAACCAAGGUGCACAAGCAGCUGGUGCGUGACAACGCAGAUCUGCGCUGUGAGCUGCCCAAGCUCGAGAAGCGAUUGCGCACAACAAUGGAGCGUGUGAAGGCGCUGGAGACGGCGCUGAAGGAGGCAAAGGAAGGCGCGAUGCGGGAUCGCAAGCGCUACCAGUACGAGGUGGAUCGCAUUAAGGAGGCGGUGCGACAGAAGCAUCUGGGCCGACGAGGACCCCAGGCACAAAUCGCUAAGCCCAUCAGGGCUGGCCAGGGCGCUAUUUCAAUUCGCGGUGGUGGCGGUGCCGCCGGUGGUGCUACAAUGGCUCAGGUUGGCGCUGUUAACUCCUAAAUUACCGCCCAGUUUCAGUACAGUACAGUUUCAGUUCAGCUCCGCUUUAACCUACUUAACCUAAAAUAAAAAUGCCUUCGCUUAAAGAAUGUCGUUUUGCGAUCAUGUGCAGCGCUUUAAAUAUACAUACUUAUAUAUAUAAAUAUAAAUAAUUAAAUAAAUGAGAGGAAAAAAGGAAAUUAUUAACUAAAUUUUACAACAACAACAAAACACCCACAGAUAUUUAAGGACACAUAACUACGUUUAAGCAUAUUUAUAAACUUUUCAAAUAUAAACUUAAAUAAAAGUCGCAGACAAUUUACUUGUA
Molecule: messenger RNA, 3794 nt
Organism: Drosophila albomicans
Lineage: Eukaryota; Metazoa; Arthropoda; Insecta; Diptera; Drosophilidae
Gene: Khc
Product: kinesin heavy chain
Exons: 4
Coding region: 557-3487 (976 amino acids)
Biological process (GO): microtubule-based movement
Molecular function (GO): ATP binding; microtubule motor activity; microtubule binding
Source: RefSeq, a predicted model, not a curated record